Contarinia nasturtii (swede midge) is the source of this 2092-nucleotide messenger RNA. RefSeq names its product acetylcholine receptor subunit beta-like 2. The record is from RefSeq and is a predicted model, not a curated record. Gene Ontology annotation, biological process: signal transduction; monoatomic ion transmembrane transport; regulation of membrane potential. The transcript has 13 exons. Gene Ontology annotation, cellular component: neuron projection; synapse; postsynaptic membrane. Bases 186 to 1781 code for a protein of 531 amino acids. Lineage: Eukaryota; Metazoa; Arthropoda; Insecta; Diptera; Cecidomyiidae. Gene Ontology annotation, molecular function: acetylcholine-gated monoatomic cation-selective channel activity; transmembrane signaling receptor activity.
ACACAGACGAGAAAAAUCGUUUCUGGAGGCACAUACUUUGUCGUGUUUAUAAGAAUAAGAAAUUAUCUCGAAAUUUAGAAUUUUUAUAACAUAAUUCUUUUAAUAAAUUGGUUAUAUCGAUUUCAAGUUUACUCAUUUCCAAAAUUUUAAUUGUCACAAAUGUGAAAAAACUCAGAAUUCCGAUAAUGUUGUUGAAAGCAUCUCUGGUAGUUGUUAUUUGGGUGGGAGUAGCUCAUUCUAGAGCGGGAAUUAAAUCACCUGAAGCCAAUCCUGACGCGAAACGCCUUUACGAUGAUUUAUUGAGUAAUUAUAAUCGCUUAAUUCGGCCUGUUGUCAAUAAUACUGAAACAUUGACAGUUUGGCUUGGUUUAAAAUUAUCACAAUUGAUGGAAGUGAAUUUAAAAAAUCAAGUGAUGACCACAAAUUUAUGGGUGCCACAGAAAUGGUUCGAUUAUAAGCUAAAAUGGGAUCCAGAAGAGUAUGGAGGUGUUGAAAUGCUUUAUAUUCCAUCGGAACAUAUUUGGUUGCCCGACAUUGUUCUCUUUAACAAUUGGGAUGGAAAUUACGAGGUUACACUGAUGACGAAAGCCACAUUGAAGUACACAGGAGAAGUGUUUUGGGAGCCGCCUGCAAUUUACAAGUCAUCGUGUGAAAUUAAUGUCGAAUAUUUUCCGUAUGACGAACAAACUUGCUUCAUGAAAUUCGGCUCUUGGACCUAUAAUGGAGCUCAAGUUGACUUACGUCAUUUGCAUCAAGUGCAAGGAAGUAAUAUCGUUGCUUUGGGAAUCGAUUUAAGAGAAUUGUAUCCGUCCGUUGAAUGGGACAUUUUGGAAGUUCCUGCUGGACGCAACGAAGAAUACUAUCCAGAAUUCUCUGAGCCAUUUUCAGAUAUUACAUUUAAGCUCACAUUGAGACGAAAGACUUUAUUCUAUACUGUUAAUUUGAUAAUUCCAUGUGUUGCUCUGACAUUUCUCACGGUUUUGGUUUUUUACCUGCCCAGUGAUUCUGGAGAGAAGGUCACUUUGUGCAUUUCAAUUUUGGUGUCGUUGACUGUGUUCUUCUUGCUUUUGGCUGAAAUUAUUCCGCCCACAUCGCUUGCAGUUCCGCUCCUUGGCAAGUAUUUGCUGUUUACCAUGACAUUGGUAUCGUUGUCAGUUUGGACGACGGUGUGCGUUUUAAAUAUUCAUUUUCGAUCUCCGUCUACACAUAAUAUGUCACCGUUUGUGCGAAAGUUUUUCUUGGAAUUUUUGCCAAAAGUAAUGAUGAUGCGACGCACUAAAUACAUAAUGCCCGAUUACGAUGAUAAUGCACCAUUCCAUGGAUAUAUCAAUGAAAUGGAUGUCAGAGAUAGCAUGAGCGAUUUCACCAGUGAAUAUAAAAUCGAUGGUGAAGAUGGUAAUUUUGAAAAUAAUGGUUCAAAUGUGCCACAUACAUCUGCUGAUUCUGAAUCAGACAACAUAUUCCCCCGGAAAUUGACGCCAGACGUGUUGCAGGCGUUACGUGGCGUUCGAUUUAUUGCUCAGCACAUAAAAGAUGCCGAUAAGGAUAACGAGGUUGUUCAAGAGUGGAAAUUCGUUUCGAUGGUCUUGGAUCGAUUUCUAUUAUGGGUGUUUACAUUGAUUUGCAUCGGUGGUACACUUGGCAUAAUAUUACAAAGCCCAUCGUUGUAUGAUACGCGUAAAUCUCUGGCACUGGAACUCAGUGAAAUAGUCCUUCAUGCUGAUGGUGCAGUUGAUAGCCGAAAAUUGACCAUUUUUGAUGAACCUUUUGGCACUGCAUAAAUAAAAAAAUAAACAAAAUCCGAGAUUUUCAAAUUUUAUUCGCAUAACACACUCGAUUCUCAUACUAAUAGUAUUACAAUGCUAAAAUAAAACAAUACAUUAUUGACAUUCAAUCGUUUUAAAAAGAACGAUAAAUAUGACCACAACGAACGAACAUGUUUAUUGGAACCAAAAAAUUUGACCAACACGAACUCUUAUGACUCUUCACCUUAAUUUCUUGCACAAACAUCUAUUGAAUAAUUUUAAUAAUAAAACUUCACUUUUUAUAAAAAUUAAGACGUAAUUUAUAUUGAUAAAAAAAGCAAACGUUU